AGCACUUCCAUGGAUACCUCUAAUGUGUAGCCCUUUUCAUACUGAGAUUCAAGAUAAUUCCCCUGGCAACUGUUCCCGGAUCGUUAUAUUUUGGUUCAUUCGCACUGCCAGAGUUAUCCCGGAAACUGUGUAAAUUAGUGAACUGUGACCUAGGCUUGGUCAAAUUUCACUGUGAUAAAAGAACAAAUUAUAAACUAAACGGAUUUAUCUGCUGCAGUUCCCUGCUCUUUAUUAUCGAUACCUUUUCGAAAAUGGUUGCUUCAUGCUAUAAGGUUUUUUUUUUUUGGAGGCAGGUUUGAGGCAGUCUAUGCAAAGUUGUAAAAAGAGUGCAUUUUGAAUGACAAAUAUGCUAUAAAUGAAACGACACGAUGUGAUGUGGUUCAGUGAGAAGGCUGUGAUACGCUUAUGAGACUAAAAUCAGGACGGAAAUCAUGUUGACUAUUCUUCUGAUCACGUCAAUGAUUGGCCAUGGUCAGUCUUGGGACAGCUAUGGAACAAACUUCGUCACAGUAUUCCCAGAAAACAUAGCCUUCUACUACCCAGAUACUCCAGUCAAUGCUCUCAGUAUCACUGCUCUCUUUCCCGACACCAAGGUGGACAUCUUCAUCUCAGAGGUAUUGACAUACUCGGGCACACUGCCAGCAGGAAAGCCUGUAUCUGUGUUGAUGGAUAUUGAGGAAUACCACCUCGGUUCUACAUCUCAGACUGUCAGAGUCAGCAGCACAGAGCUCAUCGUGGUGCAGUCAAUCAGCAAGAAAGGAAACAGUGUGCAAACUAAUGUUGUUCAGCCACUGAAAAACCACGGUACGUUGUAUACCAUCCCUUCACUGAAUUACGGUCAGAUGCUUAAUACUUUUUAUCAGUCGGCAGGAAACGUCGACGGGAGAUACAGCUCUUUCAGGCUGGUUGUUAUCAAUGGAGAAAAUUUGAUGAAAAAUGUAACAAUUGUAAAACUGGCUAGAAAUGAGACCUACACGCUCUUUCCCUACACUGCUCUUCAGCUCCAAACUGACGGGACAGAAACUGCGGUUUAUUCUGAUGAUAGAGUGGCUGUGAUGUUGACCCAUCCUUGUGUAGAAACGGAAGAAUGCAGAUGCAACAUGGUGCUGAACCAACUUUAUCCUGACAGUUUGCAGGAUAGCAGAUUCGUCGUACCCUCAAUACUCAGCACCAGCAACUUUUGGCUACAUGUGACGUCCUCCGUGAAAACCAGUGCCAGUGGCGGGGGUCUAGGAUUGAGUACUUUGAAUGCAUAUUCCUCAGAACUCCUGGCCCUUCCAUCUCUGCAGUUUGAAUCCCAGUUCAUCAUUACAUCUUCUCCUGCUUCUCUUCAGCUUGUCGGUCCAGGAAUCAUCGUUGAAUUGAUCUCACAAUAUAUGUUCUCUGCGUGCUACCUAGCACCUGUCAGCUCGACAGAUGCCAAGGCCUUAAUCAUAGCAGAGACAAGCUACAAGGAUAGUGUGUAUAUGGAUGGUGAUUUGAUUUCAUCCACUGCAUGGAGCACCAUCGCCAAUUCGGUGUACUCAUCAGUGAUAGUGCCUCUUAAUGACACUCGUGUCAUCUGGCAUCCAUCCACAAAGAUUGCUGUGUAUGUGUUUGAGAUGAGCGCACAUAUGUAUGGUGGCCCUGCUAUACCUCUAAGCGAAAAGCCAGACUCUUCAGGCUGUGCGUUGGUUCCGUCUAAGUUUGACAUCAUCGUCACACCUCAAACCUGGCCUGAAUCCCAUCAGUACUGUAAGCUCAUAAGUGAUGAGCUAUUCAGUCCCAGCAGUGAAGCGGCUCAUGAGGAGAUGGCCAGCAUCCUGAGUAAUGAGAGUAUGAAUGAGAGGUUCUGGAUUGGCGUGCGUCGCAGACUGCUGGAUUUAGACUGGUACCGGCAGAAGGGUAACAGCUCACACGACUUGUCAUACACGCGGUGGGGAACUGGGGAACCAGGUGUUGCUGCGAAUGGCUUGUGUGCUUCAGUAGUCCCAAACCCAAGCAUGGAUUUCCAGUGGGAAACUACAAACUGCUGUACUCUACUGAAGUCUAUCUGCUACACAAGGCCUCAGUACUUUCCUCUGUAUUUUCCAAUCUCAGAUGAGGUCAAAUGAGACGGAUAGUAAUUCUAAUGUUCCAAAAAAUAAUGUUUAAUAAUAAAAACUGGCCAAAGAAAACAACUUGCCAGAAUUCAGUUUAUAAUUUAUAGCUGUAUACAUCAUGUAAUUACAUACUGCUAAUAUACAAACUUCAUUAACCCUCAUGUUAUGUUUCACCUAGAAAGUAUAUUCUUUUUUUCCUGAAAAUGCUUGUUAAUAUAAUUGCAUUACUAAAUCUCACACGGGGUAUAACUACUUCUCCAAAAAAAGGAUGUCCACACUGUUUAUCUAACAAUACUUUAUUAUUGUUAUUAGCACUUUAUAUUUCCAAAAUAAAGAUAUAUACUUUCAAAAAACAAAAAAAGUAAGAUUUUAGGAUACAUUAAAACAAUCUGCAUAUCAUUGUCUAGGAAGUUUUUUUACCCAAAUAAACCAACUUUCACACCUCA
Molecule: messenger RNA, 2527 nt
Organism: Carassius gibelio (silver crucian carp)
Lineage: Eukaryota; Metazoa; Chordata; Actinopteri; Cypriniformes; Cyprinidae
Exons: 4
Coding region: 432-2093 (553 amino acids)
Source: RefSeq, a predicted model, not a curated record